CAGCCCUACAGGGCUGGCGGUCCUUAAGGUCCUCACCCCCAUUCUCCUCAUUUACUCUCUGGUCUCCUGGUAUAUUCUCUGACCUCGCUACUGUCUCUCUUUUCCUCCCAAGCCAUACUACUGGUCCUACAGUGUUAGCUUCACGUAUGGGACCGCUCACUGUUAUUCAAAACACCUCUAGUCCGACGCCUUGGACACCUACAAGUCAAUGGGUUGAUCAUCUCCAUUUGCGGACUUCUCUGCCAUCCGAAAUUUGAUGUCAUUCCCAUUCUGGCUGCCUGGUGCGAGCCUAUGAUCACACACCAUGCAUUCCGAAGAGACCCCUCGCUUCACCCACUUUUCCUGUCAAUCGCAAAAAGUCACGGUGGCAUCAACCUUUGAAGGCCUUCUGACCGACCAGCCCGAGCAAUCCCCAGAAACAAAUAGCCUUAAAGCAGAUGCCUGGUGGCUGGACAUCUGUGAUGCGUCCGAAGAGGAUGUCAACGUGGUCGGGCAGGCCCUAUCGAUCCACCCCUUGACUGCUGAAGAUAUCGUCACGCGCGAGACACGAGAGAAAAUCGAAACCUUCCGGAACUACUAUCUAAUCUCAUUCCAGACUCUGCGGUCAGCAAAGGAAGGCAUUGAUUUGAGACGGAUUAAGUCGCUCACCACCGAGCCACAUACCAUCCCUGAUUCGGCCGGGUUCUACAUCCUCGUCUUCAAGAACGCUGUCGUCACAUUCUCGCCCAGUGGAUGUAAUCAUGUUUCGCGGGUACUGGACCGAAUUCGUCGGAUGCAGGAUCCAGCAACGCUGUCGAGCGAAUGGAUAUGUUAUGCCUUGAUCGACGACAUCAUUGACAGUUUCGGCCCCUAUAUGCGAGCCGCGGAACGAGACUGCGAUGCCAUCGAAGACCAGGUGUUCAUGGCGCGGGUCGACGACGUGAAGACCUUGAUCCCUCUUGUCGAUCGUUUGCACAAGAGCAUCACCCAACUCACUAACCUUCUGAGCGGGAAGAACGAUGUUAUUAACGGCUUUGUCAAGCGCUGCCAGGCCAAGAGCCAGAACGCCGUAUUCCCAAAAGGAGAAAUGAUAGUGUACCUGGGUGAUGUGCAAGAUCAUCUGGUGACCACGUUGACCAGUCUAUCCCACUUCGAUGAGAUUGUCGGUCGGUCGCAGGCGAACUUCUUGGCUCAGAUGAGCGUCAACAACAUCCGAUUGAGUUUGAGUAUCAACGAGAUUCUGAGCAAGGUGACAGUCCUCGCGAGUAUCUUUGUGCCGUUGCAUACGAUUACGGGGCUGUGGGGCAUGAACGUCCAAGUUCCUGGACAGGAUGCCGAGGGUCUGGCAUGGUUCUUUGGGAUUGUGGGGUGCUUCGUCGCGUUCGUUGUCGUGUGUUGCUUCAUUGCGUCAAGGCUGAAGUUGCUAUAGAUUUGUCCGAAUAGUACAGUACAUAAGACUUCAAGGUUAUAUCAUCUGCAUGCUGCAUAUGGGAGG
Aspergillus homomorphus CBS 101889 is the source of this 1474-nucleotide messenger RNA. RefSeq names its product magnesium transporter CorA family protein. Gene Ontology annotation, biological process: intracellular magnesium ion homeostasis; magnesium ion transmembrane transport. The record is from RefSeq and is a predicted model, not a curated record. NCBI's taxonomy places the organism in Eukaryota, Fungi, Ascomycota, Eurotiomycetes, Eurotiales, Aspergillaceae. Bases 305 to 1408 code for a protein of 367 amino acids. Gene Ontology annotation, molecular function: magnesium ion transmembrane transporter activity. Gene Ontology annotation, cellular component: plasma membrane. The transcript is spliced from 2 exons.